This is a messenger RNA of Lathyrus oleraceus (garden pea), 696 nucleotides long. RefSeq lists its product as uncharacterized. Lineage: Eukaryota; Viridiplantae; Streptophyta; Magnoliopsida; Fabales; Fabaceae. The record is from RefSeq and is a predicted model, not a curated record. The transcript is spliced from 2 exons. Bases 228 to 518 code for a protein of 96 amino acids.
CAAACAAAAUCAGAAUCGUCGGCCAUGCCCCAAGAACCACGCCGAACUCGUUCUUGAUCCAACCGCUUUCUUUCCGAUCGAGCCCAAAUAACGACACUCUAAUUCUACGGUUCUCCGUUCCGCCGCAACCAACCGCUUUCUUUUCGAUCGAGCCCAAAUACGCCACGUUGUUCAUCUCUUUCUGAGUUUUCACUCUUCUUAUUAGAUUCUGAAUUCAUAAUUUUUCAAUGGCGAGUUAUGUAUGGAGAAAAUAUGCAGAUUAUUUGUACACAAAAUGUGAGAAAACCUUUCUAUGGGACAUGGUUGAACCUUACAGAAGACCUAAAUCAUUCACUCCCGUUGUUGUUACUUAUGUCGCCGCUUUCUAUACUAGAGUCAUCGGUGCCGCCGUCACUGAACAACUCUACAAGGAAAAGUACUGGGAAGAGCACCCUGGGAAAGCAGUUCCUCUCAUGAAACCAAAGUUUUAUGGUGGUCCGUGGAGGGUAAUGGGGGGUGAGAUUCCCAGAUAUGAGUAAAAAGUUCUUGAGGCAUGUUUCAUGCUUAGCUCCGAUUCACCAUAUCUUAGUACUGUUUAUAAUUAAGGACUGUUUGGUGUCAAUGAAAAUGCACUACUGCAUAUGUAAUCCAGAGCGUGUUUUCUCUUCUCCUGGCUCAUGACUUUGCUGGAAAAUAAAAUGAUUUUAUUCCAAUAUA